This is a messenger RNA of Pomacea canaliculata, 588 nucleotides long. RefSeq names its product tol-Pal system protein TolB-like. The record is from RefSeq and is a predicted model, not a curated record. The transcript has a single exon. Bases 1 to 588 code for a protein of 195 amino acids. Lineage: Eukaryota; Metazoa; Mollusca; Gastropoda; Architaenioglossa; Ampullariidae.
AUGAGUCUGUCAGGAGGACAGCCAGUAACGGCCAUGAGUCUGUCAGGAGGACAGCCAGUAACGGCCAUGAGUCAGUCAGGAGGACAGCCAGUAACGGCCAUGAGUCAGUCAGGAGGACAGCCAGUAACGGCCAUGAGUCUGUCAGGAGGACAGCCAGUAACGGCCAUGAGUCAGUCAGGAGGACAGCCAGUAACGGCCAUGAGUCUGUCAGGAGGACAGCCAGUAACGGCCAUGAGUCUGUCAGGAGGACAGCCAGUAACGGCCAUGAGUCUCUCAGGAGGACAGCCAUUAACGGCCUUGAGUCUGUCAGGAGGACAGCCAUUAACGGCCUUGAGUCUGUCAGGAGGACAGCCAGUAACGGCCAUGAGUCAGUCAGGAGGACAGCCAUUAACAGCCAUGAGUCUGUCAGGAGGACAGCCAGUAACGGCCAUGAGUCAGUCAGGAGGACAGCCAGUAACGGCCAUGAGUCAGUCAGGAGGACAGCCAUUAACGGCCAUGAGUCUGUCAGGACAGCCAUUAACGGCCUUGAGUCUGUCAGGAGGACAGCCAGUAACCCUUUCCCAGUGGCCUUCACCGUCAAGGCCGUGA